CGCAUCCUUUACGCGUUCCUUUCCAUCCGCGCGCCCGCCGGUCAGCCUGCGUGUCUCACUGAGGGUUAACAACAAGGACGAAGAAAUGCCGUCAAAAAUCAUCUUUGACGACGAUUAUCAAGCCAUGGAGGACGCCGUGGACACCGUGGAGGAGGCUGCAACCCGGAAGAACAAGACCAAAGAGGGCAAGAAACUGAAGAAGAAGAAGCAGUUGGAGGACCUGGAAGAGCAGGCGGACCCAGACUGUGAACCUCCAGCACCAAAGAAGAAAAAAAAAAAAGACAAGCUGGCAAUGGACCAAGUGAACGGCCACAUAGUUGAGGUCAUAGACUUGAACGGCAACAUUGAUGGUGUAGAAACACCAAAGAAGAUUAAGAAGAACGCUGACGGAGACACAGAGAAAAAAAAGAAGAAGCAAAAGAAAAUAGAGGCAGAAACCAAUGGACAUUCCACCCAAAACACCCCUGUUCAGACGCCCAUCCCGACACCAGCCCAGUCAAGUGAAGACUCCGCGAGCGACAGCGAAAAAGAAACGGAGGAGACACAAGAGCAGAAGGAAGGGGCCUUCUCCAACUUCAGGAUCUCCCAAGUCACCAUUGAUAAACUAAAAGCUCGGGGAGUCUCUUACCUGUUUGACAUUCAGGUGAAGACAUUUAAUCCCAUAUAUGAUGGAGAGGACGUAAUUGCCCAAGCCCGAACAGGAACAGGAAAGACUUUCUCAUUUGCCCUCCCGUUGGUGGAGAAGAUCCAGAAGGAGUCAGGGGCGUUCACCAGAGGCCGGGCUCCCAAGGUCCUGGUGUUAACUCCAACCAGAGAGUUAGCUAUCCAGGUCGCUAAGGACUUCAAAGACAUCACCAAGAAACUGUCUCUCACCUGUUUCUAUGGAGGCAGCUCAUACAACCCACAGCUCGAAGCUAUCCGUAAUGGUAUCGACAUUUUGGUUGGCACCCCUGGGCGCAUCAAAGAUCACCUCCAGAACAAUAAACUCGACCUCUCUAAACUGGAACACGUUGUUCUGGAUGAAGUCGACCAAAUGUUGGACAUGGGAUUUGCAGAACAAGUUGAAGAGAUUUUGGCCUCAUCGUAUGAGAAAGACUCUGACGGCAACCCACAGACUCUUCUGUUUUCGGCCACCACCCCCCCUUGGGUCUACGACGUUGCCAAGAAAUACAUGAGACCAGGCUGCACACAUGUUGAUCUGAUCGGCAAGAAAACACAGAGAGCUGCAACAACUGUAGAACAUCUGGCCAUAGCGUCUCACUGGUCACAGCGUGCAGCCGUGAUCGGCGACGUGAUCCAGGUCUAUAGCGGCAGCCACGGCAAGACCAUUGUGUUCUGUGAGACAAAGAAAGACGUCAACGAACUUUCCAUGAAUGCAGCCAUCAAACAGAGCUGCCAGGUCCUCCAUGGAGAUAUUCCUCAAAAACAGAGGGAGAUGACGCUGAAGGGCUUCAGGACCGGGGCUUUUGAGGUUCUGGUUGCCACCAACGUUGCAGCCCGUGGAUUAGACAUCCCUGAAGUCGACCUGGUGGUCCAGUGUGCUCCACCCAAGGAUGUGGAGUCAUACAUUCAUCGUUCGGGACGUACGGGCCGAGCAGGCAGGACUGGAGUCUGCAUCUGUUUCUACCAGAGGAAAGAGGAGGACCAGCUGUACUACGUAGAAAACAAAGCAGGUAUCACAUUCAAACGAGUUGGCGUUCCCACUGCCAACGAUAUCAUCAAGUCAUCGAGCAAGGAUGCUGUCAGGUUUCUGGACUCUGUUCCAGUUACAGCCGUCGCGUACUUCAAAGAGUCGGCUGAGAAGCUGAUCGAGGAGAGAGGAGCAGUCGAUGCUCUAGCUGCUGCCCUGGCACAUAUUUCUGGAGCCACAAGUCUAGAGCAGAGGUCGCUGCUCAACUCUGAUGCUGGUUUCACCACUGUGCAGCUGGUGUGUUCUCAAGAGAUGCAUAAUCUGGGUUACGCCUGGAGAUCCAUCAAAGAACAGCUGGGAGAAGAGUUCGAGACCCACGUUCACAGAAUGACCUUCCUCAAAGGCAAAACAGGAGUUUGUUUUGAUGUCCCCGUUGACAAAGUCAAGGAGGUUCAGGACGGCUGGAAGGACGGUCGCCGGUGGCAAUUGACUGUAGCCACAGAGCUCCCAGAGCUGGAGGAGAAGCAGUUCAGUAACCGUGGCGACAGAAGCUUUGGUGGUGGUGGAGGAGGAGGGUUCAGAGGUGGAAGGGGGCGGAGUUUCGGGGGAAAUGGUGGCCGUAGUAACGGGUUCCGGAGCGGUGGCGGUGGCGGUGGCUAUAGCAACAACAGAGGAGGACACAAACGCAACUUCAGUCAAGCUUUUGAUUAUUGAAGUGCCAACCUGUGGACUGAUAGGACUGACUGCCUCUCAGUGGAGCUGGCAGGGGUUUUUAUUGGCUGUCAAUGGGGUGGGGGAUUGACGUAUCUCCUUCAUGAAGCUGAAUUGGGAGCUUUCAAAUAUAAUAACAGGAGUUUCAUAUGCAAUACAUUAAAUGACUAAUCUUCCCCUCUGAAAAUUGUACCAUAUAUUAACACAGGACAACUGGCAGCCUUUUUUAGGUGACACAUUAGUUGAAACUCAUGAAUUUUUAACUACCUAAAUUAGUGCAUAAUUGGGUCGCUAUGUCUGGAAUUACAGGAUCAAAAGAAUUGGCUAAUCAACCUGUAGUAAGAAUUCAGCAUUAUGGGAUGAAAUGAAUGACGUUUGAAUGCAUCAUCCAUUGAGUUUUAUGUAAGGCGUUACUCUUUUUUUUGUACUGGGUAUUUGGGGAACGGUGACAGCAAUCAGACUUGAAGGCACCUCAUUCUGACCUAACAACUUGUAAACAUGCUACUUGUUACAUGACUACACUAGAUAACUCUGUGAGAGUGUCAUGUGGGAGGCAUUGUGUUUCUGCUCUGCACCCACAGAGAACAGCGGUGAAAUGGGUGUUAAACUUUACAGUUGUGUUCAGUGUUGGGUUGCUGCCUUACCCUCAGCUGAAACUCUCUCCCCAAAGAUAUAUUGGAUGAUUGCUUUGCAAUUGCCUCUAUUUAAUAACUGUAUCUACUGCUUCCAUUCAUUUGAAUGAAAUGACUUUCAUUAAAAAAAGGUCAACUCAG
Messenger RNA from Sebastes umbrosus (honeycomb rockfish), 3114 nucleotides. RefSeq names its product DEAD (Asp-Glu-Ala-Asp) box helicase 21 (gene ddx21). The record is from RefSeq and is a predicted model, not a curated record. The transcript is spliced from 16 exons. Bases 86 to 2344 code for a protein of 752 amino acids. Gene Ontology annotation, molecular function: RNA binding; RNA helicase activity; ATP binding. NCBI's taxonomy places the organism in Eukaryota, Metazoa, Chordata, Actinopteri, Perciformes, Sebastidae.